Molecule: messenger RNA, 1287 nt
Organism: Penicillium canescens
Lineage: Eukaryota; Fungi; Ascomycota; Eurotiomycetes; Eurotiales; Aspergillaceae
Product: TFIIH complex kinase subunit CCL1
Exons: 2
Coding region: 1-1287 (428 amino acids)
Biological process (GO): regulation of transcription by RNA polymerase II; regulation of cyclin-dependent protein serine/threonine kinase activity
Cellular component (GO): nucleus; transcription factor TFIIK complex
Molecular function (GO): cyclin-dependent protein serine/threonine kinase regulator activity
Source: RefSeq, a predicted model, not a curated record
AUGAUCGAAGACGAUAUCUACCGUACCUCGUCUCAGUAUCGACUAUGGUCCUACACUGAGGCUUCUUUACAAUCACUCCGGGCGACGACAAAUGCUGUGGCCAGUGAGCGUGUACGGGCUGCCUUGCGCAGGGCACGCGAGACUCAACCGUCGGCCGCGUCCUCUGCAGCUGGCACGCCGCAGCCGGGCAGCGACAUGGAUGGCAAAAGCAACGAAGAAAAGCCGAUUGAGUGUUUGACACCAGAGGAGGAGCUUGUUCUGGUGCGGUAUUAUUGUGAGAAGACGCUGGAGCUAGGGGAGACGUACAAGCCACCGCUGCCAACAAUGGUUCGGGCCACUGCGAUUCAAUACCUCCGCCGCUUCUACCUAACCAAUUCACCUAUGACAUACCACCCGAAGUCGAUCAUGGCGUGCGCGCUCUUCCUUGCGACGAAGACCGACAACUACUAUAUGUCGCUUCGACAAUUUGCAGAGGGUAUUCCGGGUGACACAACUACAGAGGAUGUUAUUACACCAGAGUUUCUGCUCAUGCAGGGACUUCGUUUCACCUUUGAUGUACGGCAUCCGUUCCGAGGACUCGAGGGCGGCAUCAUGGAACUUCAAGCUAUCGCACACGGUCAAGGCCAAGCAGCCCCUCACCUACCACAUGAGACUUCCGAAGACCUGCAACAGGGGUUAAUGUCUAUCGCGCCUCCUCCAGUCCCAUCAUCAUCGAUGUCCGAUCGCAUCGCACGAGCCCACGGCACAACUCGUGAGCUGCUCAAGACCGCGGCCCAAAUGACCGAUGUCUACUUCCUCUACACACCCUCCCAAAUAUGGCUUUCCGCCUUUCUUAUAGCCGAUCGACCCUUGGCUGAGUUCCUUCUGGACGUUAAACUCGGCGGCCCCGUCACACCCGCCACAGCUACCUCCGAAACAACCCAAAAUGGUCUCCAAAACCCCCUAUAUGAAAUCCGUUGCAAGCUUCACCGCGUCUUAACUGACUGCACUGCUUUCCUCCAAUCCUACACGCCGCUCUCCUCUGAUCCCGCCCAAAUGAAGAGUCUCAAGCGCAUCGCAAAGAAGCUUUACCAUUGCCAGAACCCCGAGAAAGCAAAUAUGGCUGCCCAAAAGCGGGAAUCAGCACAGCCAUCCACUGGCGUGCCAAGCGAAUCUGGGAUGGCCAACUCCGAGAGUGAGUCGGAACGCUUGGCGAAAAAGCGGAAGUUGGAGCAGGAACAAAAUUUCCGCGAGAGCAAUGACGUCUUUGGUCCCGAGCUGGUCACUCAGCGAACAAAACAGCAGUAA